Molecule: messenger RNA, 3671 nt
Organism: Oryza brachyantha (malo sina)
Lineage: Eukaryota; Viridiplantae; Streptophyta; Magnoliopsida; Poales; Poaceae
Product: CBL-interacting protein kinase 12
Exons: 2
Coding region: 283-1827 (514 amino acids)
Biological process (GO): signal transduction; protein phosphorylation
Molecular function (GO): protein kinase activity; ATP binding
Source: RefSeq, a predicted model, not a curated record
CGAGACCCGUCCCACCGAUACAUGGAACAGCAAACAAAGCUUGGAGACGCGAAAAAGGGGAGAGGAGAGAGGGGAAAAAAAAAUCUCCCCACAACGCGACCCGUGCGGUGCUGUGGCCUCCUGCGGGCCUGCGGGGGAAGAAGCGCCCCCCUGCGGCGAUAUAAACCGUAUUUUUUUUUUAGGGAGAGACGAGAGAGGAAAGCCGGUGGUGGAGUAGCGGAGAGCGGAGGGGAGGGGAGAUACUCGUGGUGCCGUGUGUGUCCGGGGGGGCAGUAGCGUGCGAUGCUGAUGGCGACCGUCUCGCCGGCACGGAGGGACGCGACGGGGCAGGCGGUGCGGCCGAGCCCGGCGGCGGCGGCGGCGAUUGUGAGGAGAGGUGGGGGUGGGGGUGGCGGUGGCGGAGGGACGGUGCUGGGGAGGUACGAGCUGGGGCGUGUCCUGGGGCAGGGCUCCUUCGCGAAGGUGUACCAGGGGCGGCACCUGGAGACCGACGAGCGCGUGGCAAUCAAGGUGCUCGACAAGGAGAAGGCCGUGAAGGGCGGCAUGGUCCACCUCGUCAAGCGCGAGAUCAACGUGCUCCGCCGCGUGCGCCACCCGAACAUCGUGCAGCUGUUCGAGGUGAUGGCCACCAAGACCAAGAUCUACUUCGUCAUGGAGUACGUCCGCGGCGGCGAGCUCUUCUCGCGCGUAUCCAAGGGCCGCCUCAAGGAGGACACGGCGCGGCGCUACUUCCAGCAGCUGGUCUCCGCCGUCGACUUCUGCCACGCCCGCGGCGUGUUCCACCGGGACCUCAAGCCCGAGAACCUCCUCGUGGACGAGAACGGCGACCUGAAGGUAUCGGACUUCGGCCUCGCCGCCGGCCCGGACCAGUUUGACACCCACGGUCUGCUCCACACGUUCUGCGGAACGCCGGCCUACGUCGCCCCUGAGGUGCUCAGGCGCCGUGGAUACGACGGCGCCAAGGCGGACAUAUGGUCUUGCGGUGUCAUCCUCUUUGCGCUCAUGGCCGGGUACCUCCCUUUCCAUGACCACAACAUCAUGGUUCUGUAUCGGAAGAUCUACAAGGGGGAGUUCAGGUGUCCGAGGUGGUUCUCCAAGGAUCUUACUAGCUUGAUAAUGCGCCUUCUUGACUCAAACCCCACCACUAGGAUCACUAUGCCAGAGAUCAUAGAGAACGUAUGGUUCAAGAAAGGAUAUAAGCCAGUCAAGUUUUAUAUUGAGGAUGACAAGCUCUACAACCUGUCUGAUGACGUGCUGGACUUGGAGCCUGCUGAUGCUCUUCCCCCACCAUUGGCACCUGCACCUCCAUCUCUACAAGGGGAUGAUGGUGAUGGUUCAGGGUCUGAGUCAGACUCAUCAGUCGUAUCCUGCCCAGCCACAUUGUCAACUGGGGAGAGCCAGAGGCUCCGUGGGUCUCUACCACGGCCAGCAAGCCUUAAUGCAUUUGAUAUCAUAUCAUUCUCAAAAGGAUUCAACUUGUCCGGUCUGUUUGAGGAGAGGGGAAAUGAGAUCAGAUUCGUGUCUGCUGAGCCUAUGUCAGAUAUUAUAACAAAACUGGAGGAGAUUGCGAAGGUGAAGAGUUUCUCGGUGCGGAGGAAGGAUUGGCGGGUGAGCAUAGAGGGUACGCGGGAAGGAGUUAAGGGGCCAUUAACCAUCGGCGCAGAGAUAUUUGAGCUAACACCUUCCCUUGUGGUAGUGGAGGUAAAAAAGAAGGCAGGCGAUAAUGAAGAGUAUGACGAUUUCUGCAAGAUGGAGUUGAAGCCAGGAAUGCAGCACCUUGUGCACCAGAUGAUCCCAGCUCCAAAUGUACCUACUAACAUGGAGUAGGUUGAAAGGCUUUCAAGUUUACAGGCUCCCCUCACCCUGGAGCUGAUAGGAGCAGAAGGCACCGAAGCUGGGCAGCAUUAGCUAGAGGCAGGAGCUUCCGUGCAGUUGACAGGGAGAUCUCUUCUAUUCGGACCAAAACCUGAACAGUAUGGUCCCCGGUGAUGAUAUCAUGGUUUGGUAACUCGCAAGAGUUCUCUUUCUCUGGAGGGCCUAAGAUCGUUGUUAGGCAAUGGAUUGAGACUGUGGAUGUAGAUACUCCGGUUGCGGUUGGUGCCCAGGUGGGCGUUUAAAGUGGAUGUAGAUACCCCGGUUGCGGUUGGUGCCCAAGUGGGCGUUUAAAGUGGAUGUACUGUCCAGUUUUCUCUCUGACUUAGCGGCUGUGUGCAUGGUGGCAUCGAAUAAUUCUGAGUGACCAUGAUUCUGGGGCCAGCUGAUUGAGGAAUGGAAGGGAUGCAUGAGCCGGGCAUGUGCAGACCGCUUGGAUUCUGAAUCUUCCAUUCCUGAUGCUAUGAGCCCAUCCAUUAUUGGAUGGAGGACGUGACAGAUUUGGGCACUGCAGUGCGGUUGGUUGGUCCGGACUCCGUGUGAUUGAGAGAUUGCUUGGACCUAUGUCCUGUGCAGUGCAGCGAAUUUGGCUGAGGUCACCGGGCACGUGAGCAGGGCAGGAUCAGUGGGUGGCACGGUUGGCCUACCUCGGCGACGGUGGCCUGGGUAGGGUAACUUGGGGGAGAAAAUUUACUGUCUGUCCGCAGUACCAGGUACCGGAGGUACCACAGUCUGCACCGUCCGACGAGUCCGAUCCAACGGCUGGGGUGGGAGGUACGGGAAGCACUAUACGAGGUACCGGGAAGCACCUUGCUGGUACCGCACGCAAGCGAGGGCAAGGACGUAACUUCACGAUGCAGCCCGCCGGACUAGAUUGGAACCUCCUAACCCUAGCUUUGCAGAGUUGUUCCUGCCUCCGCCUACGGGAACUAAUGAUGCUGGGUGUCCUGCCGCCCGGUGGGCGCGCGAAGGCGUGCAUUGCGGGAGGCGGCUGCCGGCUGGGGUGCAGAUCUAUGGUGCGGCGGCGUUGGGCGCAGUGGCGCGGCGCUCCACGGCGGCCCGGCGUGCAGGCGGCGCUCCGCAGCAGCGCGACGCGUGCAGGCGGCCGCGGAAGGCAAGUGGCGAGCCGACGAGGGGAGCGCGACGACGCUGGCGACGCAGCAGCGACAGCAAGUGCAGGUGCAUGUAGGCGCAGGAGCGACGCAAGCGCAACGAGCCAACGACGACAAGAGCAGGACUGCACAGUGCGCAGUGCAGGCAACAAUCAACCAACAAGCAGGGCGGGACAAGUUUGAUAAUUGUGAAAAAAAUUUGAUUUCAUUUACUGAUUCACACAUUUGUGAUUUGAUAUACUGAUUUGAACAUUUGUGAUUUCAUUUACUGAUUUGCAAAUCUGGUUGAGUACAUCGCGCCGGCGUUCGGCGCAGCGGCAGCACGACAACUCGCUCCGGCGGCCGCCGCCAAUCUUUCCUCCUGGACUAUCUGGACUCGAAGAAGAAAGAAGGGGAAAGAAGAGAACGAAGGGGAAAGAGUGCAGCUUAGGCUUAUUUGUGUGUGGAAGAUACAUGCAAUGCCCAUCCUGCCCUUUCUAAAUCGGACGGUCGGAUUUUAACUGGUACUACUUACCAGUGCUGGUACCAUUUGUUGGACCAUAGCAUUGCUCUGUCCAAGUGUUGCUUCAAGAGGGGGUCAAGGACCGGUCGAAGCAAAUGAUAAAAUUCAACAAAAAUGAAAUGGCAGGAUCACCAAUUUGGCUUAUUAUUAUGAUUCAAAAUUUGAAUUUUAAAACAUAUAUUUAU